This is a messenger RNA of Chrysochloris asiatica (Cape golden mole), 571 nucleotides long. RefSeq names its product adaptor-related protein complex 1, sigma 1 subunit (gene AP1S1). Lineage: Eukaryota; Metazoa; Chordata; Mammalia; Afrosoricida; Chrysochloridae. Gene Ontology annotation, cellular component: intracellular membrane-bounded organelle; membrane coat; AP-1 adaptor complex. Gene Ontology annotation, molecular function: clathrin-cargo adaptor activity. The transcript has 5 exons. The record is from RefSeq and is a predicted model, not a curated record. Bases 94 to 570 code for a protein of 158 amino acids. Gene Ontology annotation, biological process: vesicle-mediated transport; intracellular protein transport.
GUUUCAACCCGAGAGGGAGGGAAAGAAAAGAAGGCGAAGAGAACUGGCGCCUACGGUGGCCGAAGAGGGACGCAACGAGCCGGAGGCUGCAGGAUGAUGCGAUUUAUGCUGCUGUUCAGCCGGCAGGGGAAACUGCGGCUGCAGAAGUGGUACCUGGCCACGUCGGACAAGGAGCGGAAGAAGAUGGUUCGGGAACUCAUGCAGGUUGUUCUAGCUCGCAAGCCCAAGAUGUGCAGCUUCCUGGAGUGGAGGGACCUGAAAGUCGUCUAUAAGAGAUACGCCAGCCUCUACUUCUGCUGUGCCAUCGAGGGCCAGGACAAUGAGCUCAUCACCCUGGAGCUAAUCCACCGAUAUGUGGAACUCUUGGACAAGUACUUUGGCAGUGUGUGUGAGCUAGACAUCAUCUUCAACUUCGAGAAGGCCUACUUCAUCUUGGAUGAGUUUCUGAUGGGUGGUGAUGUCCAGGACACCUCCAAGAAGAGUGUCCUGAAGGCUAUUGAGCAGGCCGACCUGCUGCAGGAGGAGGACGAGUCCCCACGCAGUGUGCUGGAGGAGAUGGGUCUGGCCUAGC